AUCGGUGCCGGUGUGCAAGCGUUGUUCACAUAUUAUAAAGAGUAGAACAUAAGAUAAUUAAUUUAAGAUAAUUAAUUAAAUAGAAUGGGUGAUAAACUAUUAGACACUACACAAAUUAUAAAUGGCUUGGCUGUGAUGAUAUCAUUUUUCGUCGGUUACAAAUAUGCCCUAAAACGUGGGGAAGCGUGCGCUAAAAUUGACGACACUCCGUCAACAGAGACGCAGGAGGGAGGCGCAGCUGCCGCAAUAGCUGACAAGACCUAUGGCGGCUUUAACGACAACUAUAAAAUGGUACUGGUCGUGCGCAACGACCUGAAGAUGGGCAAGGGAAAGAUUGCCUCCCAGUGCUCCCAUGGAGCCGUUGGGGCAUACCAAAGGGCUACGACCCGUACGCCACGCCUGCUGCGUGCCUGGGAAAACUGUGGUUGUGCCAAGAUUGCAGUUCGCGUCGAGAGCGAAGCCGAACUGAUGGCCAUCAAGCGGGCCGCGGAGCAGAGACAACUGAACACAUGCCUUAUACGCGAUGCUGGACGCACACAAAUCGAGCCCAAUUCAAAGACUGUGCUGGCCGUCGGUCCCGCUGCGGCAGUUGACAUCGAUCGGGUGACCGGCCAUUUGAAGCUAUUGUAAUCCAAUACCCAAUGCUUU
Molecule: messenger RNA, 648 nt
Organism: Drosophila novamexicana
Lineage: Eukaryota; Metazoa; Arthropoda; Insecta; Diptera; Drosophilidae
Product: probable peptidyl-tRNA hydrolase 2
Exons: 2
Coding region: 85-630 (181 amino acids)
Cellular component (GO): mitochondrion; cytosol
Molecular function (GO): peptidyl-tRNA hydrolase activity
Source: RefSeq, a predicted model, not a curated record